This is a messenger RNA of Dipodomys ordii (Ord's kangaroo rat), 4930 nucleotides long. RefSeq names its product collagen, type II, alpha 1 (gene Col2a1). The transcript has 54 exons. Gene Ontology annotation, cellular component: cytoplasm. NCBI's taxonomy places the organism in Eukaryota, Metazoa, Chordata, Mammalia, Rodentia, Heteromyidae. Gene Ontology annotation, biological process: skeletal system development. The record is from RefSeq and is a predicted model, not a curated record. The coding region runs from base 1 to 4464 and encodes 1487 amino acids. Gene Ontology annotation, molecular function: extracellular matrix structural constituent; protein binding.
AUGAUCCGCCUCGGGGCUCCCCGAUCGCUGGUGCUGCUGACGCUGCUGGUCGCCGCUGUCCUUCGGUGUCAGGGCCAGGAUAUCCAGGAGGCUGGCAGCUGUUUGCAGGGCAGGCAGAGGUAUAAUGAUAAAGAUGUAUGGAAGCCUGAGACCUGCCGGAUCUGUGUCUGUGACAAUGGGACUGUCCUCUGCGACGACAUAAUCUGUGAAGACGCGAAAGACUGCCUCCACCCUGAAAUCCCCUUCGGAGAGUGCUGCCCCAUCUGCCCAGCUGACCUCGCCACUGCCAGUGGGCAACCAGGACCAAAGGGACAGAAAGGAGAACCUGGAGACAUCAAGGAUAUCAUAGGACCUAAAGGACCUCCCGGACCUCAGGGACCUGUAGGUGAACAAGGACCCAGAGGUGAUCGUGGUGACAAAGGAGAAAAAGGUCCACCUGGACCUCGUGGCAGAGAUGGAGAGCCUGGAACCCCUGGAAAUCCUGGUCCCCCUGGCCCUCCAGGCCCUCCUGGUCCCCAUGGCCUUGGUGGGAACUUUGCUGCCCAGAUGGCUGGAGCAUUUGAUGAGAAGGCUGGUGGCGCCCAGAUGGGAGUAAUGCAAGGUCCAAUGGGCCCUAUGGGACCUCGCGGACCCCCAGGUCCUGCUGGUGCUCCUGGCCCUCAAGGAUUUCAAGGGAAUCCCGGUGAACCUGGCGAACCUGGUGUCUCUGGUCCUAUGGGUCCCCGUGGUCCUCCUGGCCCCCCUGGAAAACCUGGUGACGACGGUGAAGCUGGAAAACCUGGAAAAUCUGGUGAAAGAGGCCUUCCUGGCCCUCAGGGUGCUCGAGGCUUCCCAGGAACCCCAGGUCUUCCUGGUGUCAAAGGUCACAGAGGCUACCCAGGCCUAGAUGGAGCUAAGGGAGAAGCUGGUGCUCCAGGUGUGAAGGGUGAAAGUGGCUCUCCUGGCGAGAAUGGUUCUCCAGGCCCAAUGGGUCCCCGAGGCUUGCCUGGUGAGAGAGGACGGACUGGCCCUGCUGGUGCUGCGGGUGCCCGGGGCAAUGAUGGCCAGCCAGGCCCUGCUGGGCCUCCAGGUCCUGUCGGUCCUGCUGGUGGUCCUGGCUUUCCUGGCGCUCCUGGUGCUAAGGGUGAAGCUGGCCCCACAGGUGCCCGGGGUCCUGAAGGUGCUCAAGGUCCUCGAGGUGAACCUGGCAACCCUGGGUCCCCUGGGCCUGCUGGUGCUUCUGGUAACCCUGGAACAGAUGGUAUUCCUGGAGCCAAAGGAUCUGCUGGUGCUCCUGGGAUUGCUGGUGCUCCUGGCUUCCCUGGACCUCGUGGUCCUCCUGGCCCUCAAGGUGCAACUGGUCCUCUGGGCCCCAAAGGUCAGACGGGUGAACCUGGUAUUGCUGGCUUCAAGGGUGAACAAGGCCCCAAAGGAGAACCUGGUCCUGCUGGCCCCCAAGGAGCCCCAGGUCCUGCUGGUGAAGAAGGCAAACGAGGUGCCCGUGGAGAGCCUGGUGGUGCUGGGCCCAUUGGUCCCCCUGGAGAAAGAGGUGCUCCUGGCAACCGAGGUUUCCCAGGUCAGGAUGGUCUGGCUGGUCCCAAGGGAGCCCCUGGAGAGCGAGGUCCCAGUGGUCUUGCUGGCCCCAAAGGAGCCAAUGGUGACCCUGGCCGUCCUGGAGAACCUGGCCUUCCUGGGGCCCGGGGUCUCACUGGCCGCCCUGGUGAUGCUGGUCCUCAAGGCAAAAUUGGUCCUUCUGGAACUCCUGGUGAAGAUGGUCGCCCUGGACCCCCGGGUCCUCAGGGAGCUCGUGGGCAGCCAGGUGUCAUGGGUUUCCCUGGCCCCAAAGGUGCCAAUGGUGAGGCUGGUAAAGCUGGUGAGAAGGGACUGCCUGGUGCUCCUGGUCUUAGAGGUCUUCCUGGUAAAGAUGGCGAGACAGGUGCUGCAGGACCUCCUGGCCCCGCUGGACCUGCUGGUGAACGAGGCGAACAGGGUGCUCCUGGGCCAUCUGGGUUCCAGGGACUUCCAGGCCCUCCUGGUCCCCCAGGUGAAGGUGGCAAACCAGGUGACCAGGGUAUUCCUGGUGAAGCUGGAGCCCCAGGCCUUGUGGGUCCCAGGGGUGAGCGAGGUUUCCCAGGUGAACGCGGCUCUCCCGGUGCCCAGGGCCUUCAAGGUUCCCGUGGUCUCCCUGGCACUCCUGGCACUGAUGGUCCCAAAGGUGCAUCUGGCCCAGCUGGUCCCCCUGGGGCUCAGGGCCCUCCAGGUCUUCAAGGAAUGCCGGGGGAGAGAGGAGCAGCUGGUAUCGCUGGACCCAAAGGAGACAGGGGUGAUGUUGGUGAGAAAGGCCCCGAGGGAGCCCCUGGAAAGGACGGUGCACGAGGUUUAACUGGUCCCAUCGGUCCCCCUGGCCCAGCAGGCGCCAAUGGCGAGAAGGGCGAAGCUGGACUUCCUGGGCCCACUGGAAGUGCUGGUGCUCGUGGUGCCCCGGGUGAACGUGGGGAGACUGGUCCCCCAGGACCUGCUGGAUUUGCUGGACCUCCUGGUGCUGAUGGCCAACCUGGUGCCAAGGGUGAGCAGGGAGAGGCUGGACAGAAAGGUGAUGCUGGUGCCCCUGGCCCUCAGGGUCCUUCUGGAGCUCCUGGACCACAGGGUCCUACUGGAGUGACUGGUCCUAAAGGAGCACGAGGUGCCCAAGGCCCUCCGGGAGCCACUGGAUUCCCUGGAGCUGCUGGCCGGGUCGGACCCCCAGGUUCUAAUGGCAAUCCUGGACCCCCUGGUCCUCCUGGUCCUUCUGGAAAAGAUGGCCCCAAAGGUGCACGAGGAGACAGCGGCCCCCCUGGCAGAGCUGGUGACCCUGGCCUCCAAGGUCCUGCAGGACCCCCUGGAGAGAAGGGAGAGGCUGGAGAUGAUGGUCCUUCUGGUGCUGAUGGUCCUCCAGGUCCCCAGGGUCUGGCUGGUCAGAGGGGCAUUGUUGGUCUGCCUGGGCAGCGUGGUGAGAGAGGAUUCCCUGGCCUACCCGGUCCAUCGGGUGAACCUGGCAAGCAGGGUGCCCCUGGUGCAUCUGGAGACCGAGGCCCCCCUGGUCCCGUGGGGCCUCCUGGCCUGACAGGUCCUGCAGGUGAACCUGGACGAGAGGGCAGUCCUGGUGCUGAUGGCCCCCCUGGUAGAGAUGGCGCAGCUGGAGUCAAGGGUGAUCGUGGUGAGACUGGUGCCCUGGGAGCUCCUGGAGCCCCUGGCCCCCCUGGUUCUCCUGGCCCUGCUGGCCCAACUGGAAAGCAGGGAGACAGAGGAGAGGCUGGUGCACAAGGCCCCAUGGGACCCUCAGGACCAGCUGGAGCCCGUGGAAUCCCAGGCCCUCAAGGCCCCCGAGGUGACAAAGGAGACUCUGGAGAGCCUGGUGAAAGGGGAGUGAAGGGACAUCGUGGCUUCACUGGCCUUCAGGGUCUUCCGGGCCCUCCCGGUCCUUCUGGAGACCAAGGUGCUUCUGGUCCUGCUGGUCCUUCUGGCCCUCGGGGUCCACCUGGUCCUGUGGGUCCCUCUGGCAAAGAUGGCGCUAAUGGAAUCCCUGGUCCCAUUGGGCCUCCUGGUCCUCGUGGACGUUCAGGCGAAACUGGCCCUGCUGGUCCUCCUGGAAAUCCUGGACCCCCUGGUCCUCCAGGUCCCCCUGGCCCUGGUAUCGACAUGUCCGCCUUUGCCGGCCUAGGCCAGAGAGAGAAGGGUCCUGACCCCCUGCAGUACAUGCGAGCUGACCAGGCAGCUGGUAAUCUGAGACAACAUGAUGUUGAGGUAGAUGCCACACUCAAGUCACUCAACAACCAGAUCGAGAGCAUUCGCAGUCCUGAGGGUUCCCGCAAGAAUCCUGCCCGCACCUGCCGUGACCUGAAACUCUGCCAUCCAGAGUGGAAGAGCGGAGACUACUGGAUUGACCCCAACCAGGGCUGUACCUUGGAUGCCAUGAAGGUUUUCUGCAACAUGGAGACAGGCGAGACCUGCGUCUACCCCAACCCAGCAAGUGUGCCCAAGAAGAACUGGUGGAGCAGCAAGAGCAAGGAGAAGAAACACAUCUGGUUUGGAGAAACCAUCAAUGGUGGCUUCCAUUUCAGCUAUGGAGAUGACAACCUGGCUCCCAACACCGCCAAUGUCCAGAUGACCUUCCUGCGCCUGCUGUCCACCGAGGGUUCCCAGAACAUCACCUACCACUGCAAGAACAGCAUUGCCUACCUGGAUGAAGUAGCUGGCAACCUCAAGAAGGCCUUGCUCAUCCAGGGCUCCAAUGAUGUAGAGAUGAGGGCUGAAGGCAACAGCAGGUUCACCUACACCGCCCUGAAGGAUGGCUGCACGAAACACACUGGUAAGUGGGGCAAGACUGUCAUCGAGUACCGGUCACAGAAGACCUCACGCCUCCCCAUCAUUGACAUUGCACCCAUGGACAUCGGAGGGCCUGAGCAGGAAUUUGGUGUGGACAUAGGACCUGUCUGCUUCUUGUAAAACCCGAAUCAAGGAAAAACAAAAAAAAAAAAAACAAAAAAACAAUCCAUUGCAAACCAAAAGGACCUAAGUACUUUCCAAUCUCAGUCACCCUAGGAUUCUGCACUGAAUGGCUGACCUGACCGAUGUCCAUUCAACCCAACUUCACAGUUUCAACUAUUCUCCCCCUCUUUCUAAGAGAACUGAACUGGGCAGACUGCAAAAUAAAAAUCUCGGUGUUCUAUUUAUUUAUUGUCUUCCUGUACGACCUUUGGGUCGAAGCAGAGGCAGGAAAUUAACUGAUGUGAGUCAAACACCCCCCUGAGUGACUGCCCACAGCCCAGGCCAGAAGACCCCGCCCCCCUCCAACAGGUGCUGGGCACAGGAACUAUGUGUCCUAUACAAUGGUGCUAUUCUGUGUCAAACACCUCUGUAUUUUUUAAAACAUCAAUUGAUAUGAAAAAAUUAAAAAAAUUAUUGGAAAGUA